Molecule: messenger RNA, 2266 nt
Organism: Mirounga angustirostris (Northern elephant seal)
Lineage: Eukaryota; Metazoa; Chordata; Mammalia; Carnivora; Phocidae
Gene: EOLA1
Product: endothelium and lymphocyte associated ASCH domain 1
Exons: 5
Coding region: 1246-1776 (176 amino acids)
Source: RefSeq, a predicted model, not a curated record
GCUCCGCGCAGCUACCCACCAGCCCUGCCCCGCUCGUCCCCAGCUUCUGCUUCCAGCUUUCCCCGACAUCGCUCUGCUCUGCCCAAGCCCGCUUGGCAUCGCCACAGCUCCUCCUCCCAGCUUUCCCCCAGCCCCACACCCCGUUGGCAGCUACUUCGCCAACCUUUCCGCCAGGCCCUCCCUGCCGCUUCCCAGCUCCAACCCGCUCAACCCCAGCUCUCCUCCUACGUUUCCGGCAGCCACGCCCUACUCCUCCCCCAGUUUCGCCUUUCCAGAGUCCCCCGCCCUGCCCUACAACUGCCCAGGUCCUCCUCGGCAGUGAUCUCCCAGCUCUUCCCAAGGCUCCACGUCCAUCUCCACCUCCCCAGCUUAAUCCCGCUCCUCCCCAGCACUGCCUUCCCAACUUCCUCAGCUCCACCCCGCCCAGCUCCUCCUCUCAGCUCCGCCCUGCUACUCGCCAGGUCCUCAUCCCCAGGGGUCCCCGAGCUUCUCCUGUGGCUCCGCCCCAAGCUCCGUUACCCCAGCGCUCAGAUCCCCCCGCCUACACCUCCUCAGGCCCACCCUGCUCUUCGCACAGCCCCUUCUCCGCAACAUUCCCCCCAGCUCUGUCCUGCUCCUUCCCUGCUCCUCCCCUCGCAGUGCCCGAGCUCGUACCCAACUCUUUCUCACUCGCCGCGCUCACCCCUCUUGCAGGUGCGCCCCAGCUACUCCCCCAGCCCUGCCUCACAGCUCGUCCCCCAGCUCGUUCCCACAGGUCGACCCCCACACACUCCUCCCCCUGCCCCGCCUCCCGUAGCCCCGCCCACGGAACAGCCCCCCCCCCGCUCGCCUCGCCCCGCCCCUUCCCCCCCACCCCAUUUCUUUCCUGACUUCCGGUUCCGCUCGAGCCGCCGGCGUCUACCUCCCGGUCCACCGGGGUCCUCCCCCGCGAGUCGGGGCCGGGUGAGUCCCCCACACGUCUCCUGGCGGCCGGGGCUUCCGAGCCUAUGUGCGUGUGUACGUAGUCCUCGUGCAGGCGAAGAAGGCCAGACAAGUGGAAUAGCGUUUCCUCGUCAGACCACAAAGCAGCUGUCUGCACCGUCGUCGGUGCGCUCGCCCAAGACUCCAUCUGAUGGACAAGGAGGCCUGAUCACCGGCCCCUUCCUUUGGGCCUGUCGGUUGACUGUGUAGUGAUAGAAGGAAGGGGCCAGGGCUCUCGGCUGCCCCACCGUCCAGGCCAGGGGAGGCCCCAGGAGCUGUAGGGAGAUGAAGUUCGGCUGCCUCUCCUUCCGGCAGCCUUAUGCGGGUUUCGUCUUAAAUGGGGUCAAGACCGUGGAGACGCGCUGGCGUCCUCUGCUGAGCAGCCACCGGAACUGUACCAUCGCCGUCCACAUCGCCCACAGGGACUGGGAAGACGCCGCGUGGAGGACGCUGCUGGUGGAGAGGCUGGGGAUGGGCCCCGCUCAGAUUCAGGCCUUGCUUCGGGAAGGGGAGAAGUACGGCCGUGGCGUGAUAGCUGGCGGGCCUCGGUUUCUGGAAGGAAAAACCAGCGCGUGCUUCUCUUUGUGCACAGGGCUUGUUGACGUUGGGGAAACGUUGCCGUGCCCAGAAGACUUAGCUCCCGAUGAGGUCGUGGAACUGGAAAACCGAGCUGUGCUGACCAGCCUGAGGCAGAAGUACCUCACGGCGCUUUCGAACCCCAGGUGGUUGCUGGAGCCCAUCCCCAGGAAAGGCGGGAAGGAUGUCUUCCAGGUGGACAUCCCAGAGCACCUGCUCCCCUCGGGGCAGGAGGCCUGAGGAGCGUGCGGGGUUACGGAGAAGCCAGCUAAGUCACGACCCGUGAGCUGACCGUCGUGCCGCAGGCGGGGACCGCAGCUCUGGUCCGGCUGGGCCCUGCCGCGGAGAGCGCUGCCGCUGCGUGCUGUUCGUGGACACAGAUUUCCCCGCUCCCGUGCGGGGGACGGGCCGGCGGGACUUUCCUUGUGAGCUGCCCGUCUGGGCUCCUCGACAGGCUCGAGGACUCUGAGCUUCAGGAGAAAGGGAAAGCGGCCGUAAAGGCCUCUGCACCGCGACUAAUCUGGAUUGCACCAGGAAGUACGUUUCGGGGCGCCUGGGUGGCUCAGUCGUUACGUGUCUGCCCUUGGGUCGGGUCAUGAUCCCGGGGUCCUGGGAUCGAGCCCCACGUCCGGCUCCCGGCUCCACGGGGAGCCUGCUUCUCCCUCUGCCCCUGCUUGUGUUCCCUCUGUGUCUCUCUCUGUGAAAUAAAUAAAAUCUUUAAAAAAAGAAA